GAUCGGGGGCACUGUGAGUGUGCACUUCCGCUUUUCUUUUCACAACAAAAACACGACACAGAUGAUCUCAUUGAGUGCCGUCAGCUGACCAAAUGGGACCGUAUCCAGGAGCAGAUUCAGACGACACGUUUGACUAUUUAUUCAAGAUUGUGUUGAUAGGGGAUGCGGGGGUCGGGAAGACGUGCGUGGUCCAGAGGUUCAAAUCAGGGACAUACGUGGAGAAACAUGGCUCGACGAUUGGGGUCGACUUCACCAUGAAAACUUUACAGAUAGACGGAAAGCUGAUAAAGCUCCAAAUUUGGGAUACAGCAGGACAGGAGAGGUUUCGAACCAUCACUCAGAGUUACUACCGCAGUGCCAAUGGUGUAAUUAUAGCUUAUGACAUCACAAAGAAGGCUUCAUUUGAGAGUGUGCCGCGGUGGAUUGAAGAUGUAAAGAGAUAUGCAGGACCUAACAUUGUACAGUGUAUCAUUGGAAACAAAAAAGACAUGGAACAUCUGCGAGAAGUGAAUUUGUCGGAAGCGAAGGCCUUUGCUCAACAUCACGGCAUGAUCGACGCCAUAGAAACAAGUGCCAAAGAGAACACUAAUAUAGAAGAACUGUUUACAGAAAUGGCAAAGGAACUAAAGAAGAAGUAUGGUGGAGAUUCUUCUAUAGAGAACUCCUCCUCAACUAAGAUUCAGCUGAACUCUAGGACAGUGGGUGGGGGUUUCAGCUGCUGUGGCAGUUAAAUGUCUGUCUGUCUGUCUGUCUGUCUGUCUGUCUGGUUGCUGAUUAGUGGGACAGGCUCCUGCAGGCUGUUUACAUGUUAAUAUAAAAUAGUCAAGAUUGUGUCAAAGAAAACCAGGAUCCUUUAAGGCAAAAUCAGUCUGUAAUUUUUGUGAACAUUGCUGUCAAUUUGGAUAUACUGGUAAUGCAUUCCAUUCCUUUGAUUCCAUUGAAAACAAUUGAAUUUCUUCUUCUUAGAAAGUCUAUAUCUGAUUUAUAAAAAUCUACAAUUUCUGGUAAAGUAAUAAACAAGAUGUUAACAUUUGAAUUGUUAACAUUUUGAGAAUGUUGUACUAUAUAAAAUAGGUGCUUUACCCAGUGCUAUGUAUCUGGUCUAUGGAAUGUAGAUAAGAAUUAUUGUAUUUAUCAGGAAUACAGCUGGAUAAGUUAUUCUUAUUCUAUUUAAGAAAUUAAUAAUAUUAAUACAUGUACAUAUAAUAAUUUUAUCAUAUCUUUUGUUGUGUUAAUUGUAAUUUGUUGUCAGUCAUUGUGUUUUUGGAUUUUGCUCUGUUUUUUUUCACCCUUAUUGUACAUAAAAGUUAUUUCUUUUUAAAAUUUAGAAGGGUACAUCACCUAUUUUUUUUGUAAAACUGGUUGUAGUUAAUAGGAAAACUGUUUAAAAUGUGCAAUAUUUUCUCUUAUA
Molecule: messenger RNA, 1411 nt
Organism: Saccostrea cuccullata (small rock oyster)
Lineage: Eukaryota; Metazoa; Mollusca; Bivalvia; Ostreida; Ostreidae
Product: ras-related protein Rab-43-like
Exons: 5
Coding region: 93-731 (212 amino acids)
Biological process (GO): vesicle-mediated transport
Cellular component (GO): Golgi apparatus
Molecular function (GO): GTP binding; GTPase activity
Source: RefSeq, a predicted model, not a curated record